ACAGCGAAAGAAGACACGUUUGACGAUAAUACUAAUUAAAGUAUUUGAACAAAAGUCAUUUCAUAAUCAAUCUAAUAAAUCAUAACAUUCUUACAUAGCACGACAUUGUCGCGUUAAACUCGAAUUGAGCAUUAUGGAUAAACCGAAUAAGCCAAAAUGUGUUAAACGUGAAGAAAUCAUCAAAAAUAAAAGUGAAAUCAAAAUAAUCCCAGAGGUGAACCCACAAAUAAUCCCGAAGAAAAAGUGGAAGAAAAGCCUGUAAAAGAAUCUAAACUUGUCAUACCAAAAGAGUCUGGAGAGGAAAACGAAAAUCGCCCUGCAGCAGAGCUCGGAAAUGACCUCAAUGCAGCGUUAUUACGAAUGAGCAUCAGAAAUGAGCCCGACAAUGACCCCGAAAAUGAGCCUGAAAAUGACCCCGAAGAUGAUGUCAAAUGCAUACCAUCAUUUAAUUCAAUUACUCUUGAAGAUAUCAAGAAUAUUCUGUACGAAUUACACGAAUACUUUGACGAAUUUCAAAUUGAAAUUGUUGCCUGUCCUGAUUUAACCAGAGAACCGUACAAUUUAGAAAUGACUGGAUUAUCCGGGGAUACACGUAUUUGGGAAAUGUAUGCUCGCAAGAGGGUAAGAGUUGGAAAUGAAAUGAUACAGCUUAUGGAGGGAGCAAACUAUUAUAACAGUAUGCAAAAACCGGGAAUGGUGCUCAAAAUAUGCGCUAAAGGACGCAAAACCAAUUACAACAUCAUAACAUUAAUACAGAAUAUUUUGCAUAAGCGCUUAUAUUUUAAAAUAGGGUUAGGUGGCCUGCUCCUAAUACAAGGGGGACACAUAAAACUGGGCGAAUUUCCAAAGAAUGGCGAGCCACGGUUUGAGGAGAUAAACUGUAAUUUAAAUACAAUCGUAUGUACCGGCGUAAUAGUCAAUGAUCCAGUCAUAAUUGAAGGAAAACAUGAUGGACUUUUUUAUACAAAUGAUCGUUAUAUGUUUCCCGUAAGCUCUGACUUAUUGUCAGAGUUCGACUUUCUGAACGACAUCACGCCAGAAGAGACAGAAUAUGUUGGUUACUUUAAUAUAGCGGAACGUAUGUUUUAUUAUUAUUAGCAUACUUACUAAAACGUAUCAUUUUUCAUACAUUAUUUGAUAAACUUAAUUUAUAAUUAUUAAUAUUUUGGUAAAUUU
Nylanderia fulva is the source of this 1176-nucleotide messenger RNA. RefSeq names its product beta-keto L-gulonate decarboxylase-like. Lineage: Eukaryota; Metazoa; Arthropoda; Insecta; Hymenoptera; Formicidae. The record is from RefSeq and is a predicted model, not a curated record. Gene Ontology annotation, cellular component: nucleus. Gene Ontology annotation, molecular function: hydrolase activity, acting on ester bonds; zinc ion binding.